GGGCACAUUCUCCAUUUUGACAUCAAGGAGGUAAUGAGGAGGCCAACAGUUCAAGGGCAAGUGUUCUACAUUGAAGAGAUGGACGCCCUUGCUGAUGAACUCCUUGAAGAGUUGUCACUAGAGGACCCUCUACAGCAUGCUUUGAUUGUAGAGAGAGAGGCUGUGGUGAUUGAGAACCUGAAGAGUACUGCCUAUGGGAUGAUGCUGGAUUCACACCAGGGGUUUGUCAGUAAGGAUCAGUACGAGGAGCUUCCACAGAUGGUUCACCAAGAAGUCUCAGCCACUCAGCAAGAUGACUGGAGUGAGCUUAAGGCACCUAAAGUGGAGCUUAAACCUCUCCCCCAUGGUGUAAGGUAUGCAUUCCUUGGUCCUAAUGAAACUUAUCCUGUCAUUGUGAGUAGUGAACUUACUGAAACUGAGCUAUCUGAACUUUUGAAAACGCUUAAAAGAUUUAGAAAGGCAAUAGGUUACUCACUGGAUGACAUCAAGGGAAUAUCACCCUCUUUGUGCAUGCAUAGGAUACAUCUUGAGGAUGAAUCAAUGACUUCUAUCGAGCAUCAAAGAAGGUUAAAUCCUAACCUGAAGGAUGUUAAAGGUGGUAUCACUGUGAUUAAAAAUGACAAGGAUGAAUUGAUACCAACAAGAACCAUCACAGGUCAUAGAAUGUGCAUUGAUUACCGAAAACUAAACUCCGCAUCUAGAAAGGAUCAUUUCCCAUUACCAUUUAUUGAUCAGAUGCUUGAGAGACUUGCAAAUCACCCAUUCUAUUGCUUUCUUGAUGGGUACUCAGGAUUUUUCCAAAUCCCCAUACAUCCCAAUGAUCAAGAGAAAACGACAUUCACAUGUCCCUAUGGUACCUUUGCAUAUCGAAGGAUGCCAUUUGGUCUAUGUAAUGCUCCAGCCACCUUUCAAAGGUGCAUGAUGUCAAUUUUCUCUGAUCUGAUUGAGGAUGUUGUGGAGGUAUUUAUGGAUGAUUUCUCUGUCUACGGAUCUUCGUUUUCUGCUUGUUUGUCAAACUUGUGCAGGGUCCUACAGAGAUGUGAAGACACCAACCUUGUGCUGAAUUGGGAGAAGUGUCACUUCAUGGUCAAGGAAGGGAUUGUGCUGGGACACAAGAUUUCAGAGAAGGGGAUUGAGGUGGAUAAAGCCAAAAUCGAUGUUAUGGUUGGUUUGCCCCCACCAAAGACAGUGAAAGACAUCCGGAGUUUUCUUGGUCAUGCUGGGUUCUACAGGAGGUUCAUCAAGGACUUCUCCAUGAUCACUAGACCUUUGACCAGGCUGCUGUGCAAGGAAGCCACCUUCAGUUUUGAUGUGGAAUGUCUACAAGCUUUCAAGAAGCUGAAAGGUGAACUCAUUAGUGCUCCAAUUGUCCAGCCACCUGAUUGGGAUCUCCCUUUUGAGAUCAUGUGUGACGCUAGUGACUAUGCUGUGGGAGCUGUUUUGGGGCAGAAGAAAGAUGGCAAAACCCAUGUGAUCUACUAUGCCAGCCAAACCCUCAAUGAUGCUCAGAUGAGGUAUGCCACAACAGAGAAGGAGAUGCUGGCAAUUGUUUUUGCCUUUGAGAAGUUCAGGAGCUACUUGGUUGGGUCUAAAGUCAUUGUCUACACAGAUCAUGCUGCCUUGAGACACCUUUUGGCCAAGAAGGAUGCAAAACCCAGGCUUUUGAGGUGGAUCCUUUUGCUUCAAGAGUUUGAUAUGGAGAUUAAGGACAAGCCAGGAGUUGAGAAUGGUGUAGCUGAUCAUUUGUCCAGGUUGAGGGUAGAGUCUGGUAUUCCUAUUGACGAAGGACUUCCUGAGGAGCAGAUCAUGGCUAUUGAAGCAGAACCUUGGUAUGCUGAUUUGGUGAACUACCUAGCCACAGGAAGAGAACCUUUGAAUCUUGUGGGCUAUGCCAAGAAGAAGUUCUACAAGGAUGUGAAGAGAUACUACUGGGAUGAACCCUAUCUCUACAUUCUCUGCAAGGAUCAGCUUUAUAGAAGAGUGGUUGCAAAUGAGGAAAAGUGUGAUUCUUGCCAAAGAAGAGGAAACAUCACCAAGAGGAAUGAGAUGCCUCAGAAUCCAAUCCUUGAAGUUGAAGUGUUUGAUGUGUGGGGUAUUGACUUCAUGGGACCAUUUCCAUCAUCUUUUGGAAACAAAUACAUCCUUGUGGCUGUUGAUUAUGUCUCCAAAUGGGUGGAAGCUAUUGCAAGCCCCACCAAUGAUGCUAGAGUUGUAACCAAGAUGUUCAAGAGCAUCAUCUUUCCAAGGUUUGGAGUCCCAAGAGUUGUGAUCAGUGACGGAGGUUCCCACUUCAUUAACAAACUGCUUGAGGGACUUCUCAAGAAGAAUGGUGUGAAGCACAAGGUGGCAACUCCUUAUCACCCCCAAACAAGUGGCCAAGUUGAGAUUUCUAACAGGGAGAUCAAGUCUAUCUUGGAGAAGAUUGUGGGGAUCACAAGGAAGGAUUGGUCCAAUAAGCUUGAUGAUGCACUUUGGGCUUAUAGGACAGCGUACAAGACACCACUGGGCACCACACCUUUCAACCUAGUGUAUGGGAAAGCUUGCCAUCUGCCAGUGGAGCUUGAGUACAAGGCACUAUGGGCAAUAAAGUUGCUGAACUUUGACAUCAAGAGUGCCAAGGAGAAAAGGAUUUUUCAGCUACAUGAGCUUGAUGAGAUAAGAAUGGAUGCUUUUGAGAACUCAAGGAUCUACAAGGAGAAGACUAAAGCUUUCCAUGACAAGAAUAUCCUGAAGAGAGAGUUUAACCUUGAUGGAUACUCUGGAUUUUUCCAAAUCCCUAUACACCCAAAUGACCAAGAGAAAACGACAUUCACUUGUCCUUAUGGUACCUUUGCAUAUCGAAGGAUGCCAUUUGGACUGUGCAAUGCACCAGCAACAUUCCAAAGAGCAAUGAUGUCAAUUUUCUCUGAUCUUAUUGAGGAUGUAAUGGAGGUGUUUAUGGAUGAUUUUUCUGUAUAUGGUUCUUCGUUUGCUACUUGUUUGUCAAAUCUUUGCAGGGUAUUACAGAGAUGUGAGGACACUAACCUGGUGCUCAAUUGGGAGAAGUGUCACUUCAUGGUCAAGGAAGGGAUUGUUCUUGGACACAAAGUUUCUGAGAAAGGAAUUGAAGUGGACAAAGCCAAGAUAGAUGUCAUGGUUGGUCUAGCUCCACCAAGAACAGUGAAGGAUAUAAGAAGCUUUCUGGGUCAUGCCGGUUUCUAUAGAAGAUUCAUCAUGGAUUUCUCUAAGAUAGCUAGACCAUUGACCAGGCUGUUAUGCAAAGAAGCUGCAUUUCACUUCGAUGGGGAAUGUAUGGAAGCUUUCAAAAACCUGAAGAAUGCACUCAUCAGUGCACCCAUAGUUCAACCGCCAGAUUGGGAUCUCCCCUUUGAGAUCAUGUGUGAUGCAAGUGACUUUGCUGUAGGAGCAGUCCUAGGCCAGAAGAGAGACAAGAAGUCACAUGUGAUCUACUAUGCAAAUGGCUACUCCGGGUUCUUUCAGAUACCCAUUCAUCCAGAGGACCAAGAGAAGACAACAUUCACCUGUCCAUACGGUACUUUUGCCUACAGGAGAAUGCCCUUCGGAUUGUGCAAUGCUCCUGCCACUUUCCAGAGAUGCAUGAUGUCGAUCUUUACUGAUCUUAUUGAGGACAUUAUGGAAGUUUUUAUGGACGAUUUCUCAGUCUACGGUUCUUCAUUUACCGACUGCCUUGCUAAUCUGUGCAAGGUGCUGGAAAGAUGUGAGGAGAAGAACUUGGUGCUAAAUUGGGAGAAAUGCCAUUUCAUGGUGAAAGAUGGCAUUGUUUUGGGUCACAGGAUAUCAGAGCAGGGUAUCGAGGUUGACAAAGCAAAGAUUGAAGUUAUGACCAGCCUACAGCCUCCUAGGACAGUGAGGGAUAUUCGGAGUUUUCUGGGACAUGCCGGUUUCUACAGGAGGUUGACUUCUCUAGUCAGUGCUCCCAUUGUGCAGCCACCGGAUUGGGACUUUCCAUUUGAAAUAAUGUGUGACGCAAGUGAUUACGCGAUUGGAGCUGUUUUGGGGCAGAGAAAAGACAAGAAACUCCAUGUGAUCUAUUAUGCCAGCCGAACGCUUGAUGAUGCUCAAAUCAAGUAUGCUACCACUGAAAAGGAGUUGCUGGCAGUAGUUUAUGCUUUCGAGAAGUUCAGGUCCUAUUUGGUGGGCUCGAAAGUAAUUGUGCACACAGAUCAUGCAGCCUUGAAGUACCUGAUGACGAAAAAAGAUGCUAAACCGAGACUCUUAAGGUGGAUCUUACUGCUACAGGAGUUUGAUAUUGAGAUCAGAGACAAGAGAGGAGCAGAAAAUGGAGUGGCAGAUCAUCUUUCACGAAUGAGAGUGGAAGCUGAAACACCACUGGAUGAUACAUUACCCGAGGAGAAUGUCUAUGUGAUCACCUUGCUGGAGGAUGAGUAUUUGGAUCAGGCUGAUUGCUGUGUCAUGAGACAAAUUAAGGAUAAUCUACCAUGGUUUGCAGACUUUGCAAACUACCUAUGUGCUGGAAUUGAACCACCGAACCUGAAGGGGUAUGAGAGGAAAAAGUUCAUGAGAGAUGUGAACCACUACUACUGGGAUGAUCCCUUCCUCUACAAGAGAUGCUCAGAUGGUUUAUUCAGGAGAUGUGUCCUGGAGAAUGAGAUGCAAGGGAUUCUUUUCCACUGCCACAGUUCAGAAUACGCAGGCCAUUUUGCAACAUUCAAGACGGUAUCUAAGGUCCUGCAGGCUGGUUACUGGUGGCCUACACUUUUCAGAGACGCCCAUGAGUUUGUCUCAAAGUGUGAUGCAUGUCAGCGGAAGGGCAACAUCAGUAAGAAAAAUGAGAUGCCCCAAAAUUUCAUCCUUGAAGUUGAAGUUUUUGAUGUAUGGGGAAUUGAUUUUAUGGGCCCUUUCCCAUCUUCUUAUGGAAAUGAGUACAUCCUGGUUGCGGUUGAUUAUGUCUCCAAGUGGGUGGAAGCAGUAGCCAGCAAGACAAAUGACUCUAGUGUUGUCAAGAAAAUGUUCAAGACAGUCAUUUUUCCAAGAUUCGGGAUCCCGAGAGUGGUUAUUAGUGAUGGAGGC
Molecule: messenger RNA, 5052 nt
Organism: Brassica napus (rape)
Lineage: Eukaryota; Viridiplantae; Streptophyta; Magnoliopsida; Brassicales; Brassicaceae
Exons: 6
Biological process (GO): DNA integration
Molecular function (GO): nucleic acid binding
Source: RefSeq, a predicted model, not a curated record